AUGCCACAGAUACCAUCAUCGCCCCAACAGGCAUUUCAAGGUGAUUUCGGAGGCAUUGGAACUGUGGAAGCUGAGGAUGCGUCUGCCCUGGUACAAACCUCGCUGCUACAAACUUCGAUCCCCGAUUCGUUAUCCUUCGGUCCAAGCCUGCCUUAUGACAGCUUUCUUUUCUCGCAAGAUUCCGAGUAUUGCCAACGCUUGUUCGACAACCAAAUCCGCGGACUAUCGGCAGUCUUGCCACUUAAAGAUAUCUUCAACGGAGACUACUCUGCUGCUCCCCAUGUUUGGAGUGCUGUGCUUGCCGUCUCAGCACUGACCAUGUCGAUUGAGACAUCCCCGGGACUGAUCACCCCAGCAAUGGCAACACAAAAGAAACACGCUCUCCGUCAUUACGCCAACUCACUUAGGUCCUUAAGGAUCAAACACCCACAAAACACACCGGAAGCCUUCAGUAGUCUCCCUCUACAAGAGCUGCUCGACUGGUUCCUGUGUCGACUAUUGCUAGCCAACUUUGAACUUGGACGAGGAAACCUCCCGCUGUGGAGGGCACAUUUGCGCGCCACAAGCCGGGUCUUUAGUGCUUGGCAUAAAAGAAUCAGAGAAGUACCCAGAGGACGGAUUCUUGCUCAAGUCUUUGCAAGAAUGGCCCUACUCGUCGAGUUGCAGAAUGAGGAGUUAGCUGUGACUGGGAUAAAAGAUAUGAAUCCCGGUGUCGCACAUGAGCUUUCGAUCAUGAUCCAGGGCUCAAUAUCAGCUCGUGAUCGACUUCUAGGCUUCAUCAGGGAAGUCGGUCAGCUUGAGUUGAAGUUUCGCUGCACGCCAUCCAUGUUUGCCAAGUGGACUGGCAAGCUGGAGACACUAGAUGCCAGACUGACUGAGUGGCAGCGGUGCCUGUCACCAUUGGAAAUGCCUGUCGAUACAGGUGUUGACGACCCAGUCUCGUUCCCUGCACAAGCCGGAGAUCCAGAUCCGCUUCAAGUCCAUCCGUUGACAUUUCCCAAUGCUAUCGAUUCUACCGCCGCCGCCGUGAAUUACGCCCACUUCAUCUGCACUCGUAUGCGAGCUCGCACCCGGUAUCUGGAGAAUGGCACCAAGAUACCCCCUUCCAAUGCAAACUCCAUGGCUUUAUAUAUAUGUCGAAUUGCUGCGGGCCUGUCUCCCAAUAGCUGCGCCGUCACCGAGGCCUUUGGCCAUGGAAUGAUGCCCGCAGUCGUCGGUGCAUACUGGUGGACUACUGACCCCCAGCUUCGCCGGUGGAUCGUCAACUGGCUACAAGGUUAUGAUAAAAAUGGCCAGCGUGAGGGCAUCUGGAACGUUCGACAGGCCAGGAAGCUCAUGAUGUUUCUGGAUGGUGAAAUUCUUCAGCGGAGGACUCGUGCCGAGCACUGGAACGUUAUCGCGGCGCGUGUCAAGGAGCAGGAGGAGUCGUUUCCAACGGGCCAGAACGACAUCUUGGAAGCCGAACUCGAGAUGAGCAGUGAAGAUAAGGACCAAGGAGAAGGGAACUUGGAGUUCAGAGUGGUCGUUCACUCCCAGUCUGAGAGUGGCUGGGCGACAAACUAUUACACCAUCAUGUAA
Messenger RNA from Fusarium falciforme, 1578 nucleotides. RefSeq lists its product as hypothetical. The coding region runs from base 1 to 1578 and encodes 525 amino acids. The transcript has a single exon. The record is from RefSeq and is a predicted model, not a curated record. Lineage: Eukaryota; Fungi; Ascomycota; Sordariomycetes; Hypocreales; Nectriaceae.